Messenger RNA from Phyllostomus discolor (pale spear-nosed bat), 3272 nucleotides. RefSeq names its product transmembrane protein 107 (gene TMEM107). Gene Ontology annotation, cellular component: MKS complex. Lineage: Eukaryota; Metazoa; Chordata; Mammalia; Chiroptera; Phyllostomidae. The record is from RefSeq and is a predicted model, not a curated record. The transcript has 5 exons. Gene Ontology annotation, biological process: non-motile cilium assembly; protein localization to ciliary transition zone. The coding region runs from base 204 to 626 and encodes 140 amino acids.
GUCUCGCGAGAUUUUCCAAGAUUGUUCCCAGCACGCCCUCUUAUGCGGUUGCCAAGGCAACUGGACCUUGCCUGCGCCGGCGGGAUAGAGGCGGAUGAAUUUUUGCCUGCUUUCCUGGGGGACUUCAAAAGUGGCCAUCCCUGAGCUUCUAGCCCUAGAAACUACGGCCUCUGCUCCAGGCGGUCCCCCUGCCUCUAGGGGCCAUGGGCCGGAUCUCAGGACUGGUGCCCUCUCGUUUCCUGACGCUCUUGGCUCAUCUAGUGGUGGUCAUCACCUUAUUCUGGUCCCGGGACAGCAACAUCCAGGCCUGCCUGCCUCUCACGUUCACCCCCGAGGAGUAUGAGAAGCAGGACAUUCAGCUGGUGGCAGCGCUCUCUGUCACCCUGGGCCUCUUUGCAGUGGAGCUGACCGGUUUCUUCUCCGGAGUUUCCAUGUUCAACAGUACCCAGAGCCUCUUCUCCAUCGGGGCUCACUGUAGUGCAUCUGUGGCCCUUUCCUUUUUCAUAUUUGAACGUUGGGAGUGCACCACGUACUGGUACAUUUUUGUCUUCUGCAGUGCCCUCCCAGCUGUCACUGAAGUGGCAUUAUUCAUCAGCGUCUUUGGGCUGAAAAAGAAACCUUUCUGAUUACUUUCAUGGGAACAUAGGAAGAAAGACUAGAGGAGCAAGGGACCAUUCAUCUUUCCUGGAAGGAGGAAGCCCCUCUAAAACUGCAUUUGGUGGAGGAUUGUAGUGUUAAUUAUUUGUCAAGUCUGGGAUUAUCCGCGUUUUAUUUAGUGCUUUGUAAUGAAAUCAAUUUUAGAGUAACAUCAAAACUUUUAAGAAGUUAAGGGGAGAAUUGGGGUAGUCAAAUUACUAGAGAAACGGAAGGCCGUUUUCCAGCCUUGCAGACUAUAAUAUAUAUCGCUUUUAUUUUGGUUAUUACGGUAAAAGUCUGGCGGAAGGGAGUGGGCGGAGAUAUGUAAAUAAAUGGCGCUAACGGUUAGGGCCGCAUGCUCGUGAAUGGAGCAUUCUGGGAGGAAUUAUUUUAUCCUUUCUGCAGCUAAGUGGGGAAGAAAAACAAAUCUGGUUUUGAAAGACCUGCAAAUAAAUGAAGCAACAGAAAAGGAAGAGUCUGAUUUUAGAUAGCUCAGGCUACGCGUUAUUUACUCACCCUAUAUUACAGCGGAAUGCUUUUCAGGGAGCCCAGAUUGUCCCCAUGUUAAGAACUAUCGUCAGGUAGGAUAAUCCUUACCUGUUUCUCCUUUUUGGAGAACAGAUUUGAAUAUGAUGAUUGGAGUUCGCAUGACUCGUGAUUAACGACUCUGCGUAAUCAGGGCUCGCAACACUCUGAUUGCUCCUAUCUGAUUCUUUCUGACGAUCUUUUUUUUUUCUUUUACAGUAAUCAAGGUUUUUCCAACAGAAGUUGAUUUUACUUAGUUUCGUGUGUGUGUGUAGAUUUAGUUCAGAACAAGGCCUUUUAAUUUAAUGGUUUCAUUAGCGUGAGUGGGCUUCUUAUGGAGCUGCUUUGAUUUGUAGACAAUGUCAGGGCUUUUUUUCUGAAUUGCUAGUAAGUUUUAAAUGUGUGUAUAUGCUUUUUAACUUUGAAAGCUGGGGGAGUCAGUUAUUUUGUGUACCUUUGGUUAUCUACAAAAUGAUCGUUACUGUUGGUUGUUCUUGGUGUCACACUCUAUUGUGAAGUCUAUCUCAAUAUGGCAAGAAGGACCCCCUGUACCGGGGAUGGGGAGGGUCCAUACUGGUUGGAUCUCCUACCCAGAAACUUGGCAAGCCAGUUGUUCACAGGGGGACCAUCUCCUCACCUCUGCCUGCUAACACAUGACAAUAACAUGCCUAAAAGUUAUUGAAACACAUACACACUAUUCUAUUAAGUAUUAUACAUAAAACUACUCGAGUCUCAAGUUCUAACUUGUCACAGCAUGGAUGUUCUCAAGAGUCAUGUUUCCUGGUGUAGUAUAUAUUGGGAAGGGAGAACCCAGUCCCUUCUAAAUCAGCUACAGGCAUCCAACCAGAUGCUUUCAGGUGUUGCCUCUCAGGUGAUGCCUGACACAUAAAACCUUUCCCUGACCAUAUACUUCUCCUGGCAGCCCUUCAUCCUGAGCAUUCAUUCUAUAAAUACUUACUGAGCACUUACUAUGUACAAGGCACUGUGGUAGUUACUAAGGGAACAGAUAUGAAUGUGACCCAUACUCAGCCUCGGCCACCAUAGAAAGAGUUCCCGAUACUUCCAGAGCAAUUUAAUAGCAACUUGUGAUAAGUGCUACAAAGGAGAAUUACACAUGCUAUGGAGUACUGAUUGAUUUGUCCAAGGUAGGAAAAGUGUUGCUUCUAUAGGAGCAAUUAGAGUGAGGUCCUGAAGUGUGGCCAGAGCAAAGGUAGGGGAGCAGAUUGUGAGGAAAGGCCAGGGAGGUGGACAUUGCUGGCAGUGGUUAGAGGCUUGACCAGGAAAGUCAUAUCCCACUCCAGUCUGGCUUUCACCCCCACCCAGGGGUGUGUUCUAGUGAUUUGUAAAAGCUAACUUUUUGUUUUACAGAAACUUUGUAAACCAGUUGUUAAAUGCAACUAUAAAAAUUAUGUAAAUUUACAAUUAUUUUUAAAAAACGGUAAUAAAUACUCAAGAUUCAUUACUUCCUGUUCAUUGUACAUCUUACUAUUAUAUGCUCUUAAGGUUAUUUAAAUUUAUUGUAUCUGUAUGGUAGAGAUACUAUAGAAUGUUAUACAACUGUGUAUCUCUUCUGCACUCAGACAUUUAGUUGAUAGUUUGAAAUUGGACUUGGUGGCAGUAUUUUACACCAUAGAAAUGGGCAAACACAACAUAUAUUUUGUUGAUUGUGUAGAUUUAAGAAGGUGAUGGAGAAAAUGUUAAUAAUGCAGAUUCUGUUUAGAAGUUUCAUGUCUGUAACUGUUGCAUUGUGAAUAGCACAAAAAAUGGAGGAAAUAUUUUCCUUGUAUUUGUAAACUAUUACCAGAUUUUUCCAGUGUUUUCUCACAUUCAGAUUGAGUUUAUGCAUUUUGGACAAGAGUACCAAAGUCACUCAAUCCAUUGAGGAACCAGAGGUUUCAACAUAUCUUCAUUGUUUCACUGUUUGUCUUAUUCAAAAUGUGAAUAAACAUAUUUACCAAUAUUCAUGUUGGAACUACAACCUGUAAUUAGCAUACAACUACAAGAGUGAAAUUGAUUAUUUAAAAAUAUGGCAUGUUUUAUUAUUUGUAUAUUCUGUGUUACAUAUCUUUUAUAUCAGUACAAUUUACAAUAAAUUUAAGUAUGUACAUAAA